GGAGCCAUGAGCCCAUUCUAAACUAACCCAAGUGAGACGAAAACCGACACAAAUUUAGAGAUUUUCGAGUUAUAAUUAUCAUUUAAUAUUUUAACUUAACAGUUCUAUUAGUGGUUAAAAUAAUUACCAAACUUGUGAAGCAUUAAGAUGAACAAUAACGUUACCACAUCCGCUGGGACCCCAAAUUUUACGUCGGCUGAACGCCGAGCUGCCGUGGACGAAGCGGGGAAAGCGUCUGAUGAUUUUUACCGUCUAUUUUAUAAGACUUUGGAAAUGAGACCUCAUAGAGUAGCACAGCUUUACUUGGACAGUGCAGUAUUGAUAUGGGAUGGAAAUCCGUAUGUAACUUCUGACGCGAUUAAGAAAUUUUAUGAGAAUCUACCCUCACUCACCUUUAGUGUAGCUACAGUGGAUGCUCAACCCCUACCAAGGGAAGCUGUCGGUGACCAAAAGACGUUCAUGAUAACGACUGGUGGCAGCUAUCGCGUGAGUGGGGUUGGCAACCGCAACUUUUCACAGACCUUCGUUAUCACAGCACAUACGGAUAAGUGGAAAAUCGCUUCGGAUGUGUUCCGUACUCAAGUUCAUCCUACCCAUGCCAAUGCAUUGUAGUUCUGAACUGCAUAUGCAUUUAUUACUCAAAGUGUUAAUUUUUGUUUUAUAAUUUUGAAUUGUAAGCCAGACUGAUCUAUCUAAUUUUAUAACUGUUAUAAUAAAUAUGAAAUAAAAAUGGCCAGGUGCUAGAAUAAUUUACAA
This is a messenger RNA of Folsomia candida, 756 nucleotides long. It is a transcript of the gene Nxt1, whose product is annotated as NTF2-related export protein. The transcript has 4 exons. Bases 148 to 612 code for a protein of 154 amino acids. Gene Ontology annotation, biological process: protein import into nucleus. Gene Ontology annotation, cellular component: nuclear pore central transport channel. NCBI's taxonomy places the organism in Eukaryota, Metazoa, Arthropoda, Collembola, Entomobryomorpha, Isotomidae. The record is from RefSeq and is a predicted model, not a curated record.